This is a messenger RNA of Thalassophryne amazonica, 638 nucleotides long. RefSeq names its product ATP-binding cassette sub-family G member 1-like. The coding region runs from base 1 to 390 and encodes 129 amino acids. The record is from RefSeq and is a predicted model, not a curated record. Gene Ontology annotation, cellular component: plasma membrane. Lineage: Eukaryota; Metazoa; Chordata; Actinopteri; Batrachoidiformes; Batrachoididae. The transcript is spliced from 3 exons. Gene Ontology annotation, molecular function: ABC-type sterol transporter activity. Gene Ontology annotation, biological process: cholesterol homeostasis.
AUGGCGCUGUCAGCUCAGAGCGAGAGAAUGAUGCCGAAAUGGGUGGCGACAUACGUGGGCCCAGUAACAGCCAUCCCUGUGCUGCUGUUUUCUGGGUUCUUUGUCAGCUUCGACACCAUCCCGUGGUACCUGCAGUGGAUGUCCUAUAUCUCCUAUGUCAGGUACGGUUUUGAGGGUGUCAUUUUGUCCAUCUAUGGUCUGGAUCGAGAGGACCUGCACUGCGGCAAAGAAGACACGUGCCACUUCCAAAAGUCUGAAGCCAUUUUGAAGGAACUGGACAUGUUGGAUGCCAAACUCUACCUGGAUUUCAUUAUCCUUGGCAGUUUUUUCUUUUCUCUUCGGAUAAUGGCUUAUUUUGUCUUACGUUACAAGAUCAGUGCUGAGAGGUAGAUGUUGGUGCAACAGAGAAGGAAGAAUAUCUGAGCCUCCUCCAGGCCAAACUGCUGAUGCUAAAACAGACUUUGGAUAGUUCAUAAAAAAGAACAUUUGGAGAUAUGUGUUGGUGUUUUGCAGUAGGACUCAAGACAUAGUCCACCUACAGAACAUCAAAAAGCAGACCUUUCUUUUAGAAGAUGGACAGAGCACUGUGAUGUGAUGCUGAAGACUUGAAAUGUUAAAAAUGAUUCCCUCGGUUAAUG